This is a messenger RNA of Saccostrea cuccullata (small rock oyster), 1903 nucleotides long. Its product is annotated as programmed cell death protein 10-like. The record is from RefSeq and is a predicted model, not a curated record. Gene Ontology annotation, molecular function: protein kinase binding. Gene Ontology annotation, biological process: positive regulation of MAP kinase activity; regulation of Golgi organization. NCBI's taxonomy places the organism in Eukaryota, Metazoa, Mollusca, Bivalvia, Ostreida, Ostreidae. The transcript is spliced from 8 exons. Bases 180 to 824 code for a protein of 214 amino acids. Gene Ontology annotation, cellular component: FAR/SIP/STRIPAK complex.
CAAUGGAAGUUGGUCGCUUGCUUUGUUAAAGAAAGCAGAUACGAGGUGUGUUCAAGGAGGGUCUGCUUUCCUUUGAUCUUGAGAGUUGAGGUAGAACUACUUUGGUAGGUGUGUUGAUCUAUCCCCAGAUGUGACACAAGGACUCUUGGUACCUUUAUUCAACUGGAGAUCUACAAACCAUGACAAUGGGGGAUAGUAAUAAGAAUCUUUAUGCCAAAAUGAUUGUGGAUGUUGUUUUAGGGCCAGUACUGGAGAGGCUUGAAAAGAAAGAUGUUUCUGCAGCACAAACACUGAGAGCAGCUUUUACUAAAGUUGAUAACACACUACCAGGAUUUGCGUAUGACUAUGUGAAGGGAGUCCUCAAAAAGGCAGAAAUUCACGACAAGUUUGACCUUUGUGAGACUUUGUUAAGGCUAGGUGGAUCUCAGGAUUGUGAGGAAUUACGCAUUUCCAGACAAGAGCCCACAUUCCAGGAACUAAACAAGUGCGCCAUGGCUCUAAAGAAGAUCCUCAGCAGAAUUCCAGAGCAGAUUUAUGACAGGAAACAGUUUUUAGAGACAAUCAAAGAAAUAGCCAGUGCUAUAAAGCGCCUGCUGGACGCUGUGAACCGAGUGAUAGCGGAGGUUCCUGCCGCAGACAAUGGCAGUAAACAGAUUCUUGAGGACAGGAAAAAAGAGUUUGUUCGCUAUUCCAAAAAGUUCAGCAACAUGUUGAAAGAAUUUUUCCGAGACACAAACCAGAACCAGAGUGUUUUUAUCAGUGCAAACUACCUGAUCUACCAAACCAACCUGAUUCUUAGAACAGUUCGACAGGAGUGUUGUUAGUUCUUGUGGAAGUAAAUGGCAGUACCCUCUCAAUUUCAUUUUCCACAUUCUCCAAAACUUGUUGUGAAGAAAAGGAAAGACAUUUUUGAAUGUAUUUUUUUAGUAAGAUUGACGAAUGACUUAGAAUUGUAUUAAAAAAUUGAGAGAAAAAGCUGUGUUUCAAAACUGUAUAUGAUUUGCGGAAAAAUAUUUUUUUUAAUUGUGAAGAUCAUUAAAAAGGUAUCAAUUAUCCUCAAAUGUCACUCAUGCACCAUAUUGUUAUAUUAAGUAAUAAUGUUUUUGAGGGUCUCAUAAUAUUAUAUUUGAGUUUCAUGAGGUUGUUAUGUAUGAAUUUUAUUUCUGCAGUGCAGAACUAAACUGUAAAUUUGUAAAAACUAACAUAAAGAAUAUUCAAUGCAAUUUAUUUAGGAUUUUAUAAAGAAAUACAUAUGGUUAAUAUUUUGGUUUGGUGUGAUUAACAUAAAUAAUGUGUUUGGUGCUAAAUUGAUUUCAUUGAAAUGCCAUUGAUCUGGUAUGAAAUAUUUUUAAAAUGUCUAAUAUUAAUAAUUUUUUUGUAUCCAAACUCUCAGAACAUAUCAUUAAGUUCCAAUACUAUGAACAUUCCAAAUGCUUUGACAUAUUGUUUGCCUUUUCCCCUUUAGUUAAAAAAAUGUGUUGAGAAAGCAGUAUAUCAUUUCUCCCUUGUACUCUAGUUUUCCCUGUCAACAAAAUCAGAAGUGAGAAAUGAUUACAUGAACAGGUUGUUAAAAGUUUUGGGAUUGUGAAUUUUAAAACUGUGCUCUGUAGAUUUUCCUGAAACUGUGUAACAUAAAGAUUUAUCAUCUACUAUAUCACUGAAUAUGUCAUGUUACAAAAAAUUCAUAUAAUCAAUGUGUGGUCAGAAUCUUAACCGAAAAAUUUGAACCAAUUAUACUUUGUUAUCUGCGUUGUUGAUUUUCUUUGUAUCGCUAAGUUUAUUCUUGUAACCCUGUAGUGUCCAUGUACUUAAUUCCAAUUUCUGUAUUGUUUUGAGAAAGGAGAUGUUGUUAGGUUAAUUCGUGUAAGAAAUAUUUGGGGCAAAUAAAAAUAUUUUACUCAGA